AUGGUUUGGCGAAACGAUAGUAAUCGUGUUCGUCGUCGUCUUCCAAACAUUCCAUCUGAAGCGAAAAGUUCUCCAACUUUGGAAAGAUUAAAUUUGGGAGGUAUGCUACCACCUAUUUUAUCAGUUGACCAUGUUGAACGGCCGACACUAUUGGAGAUGGAUGAUGACAGAACGAAGCAAUUAUCCUUCUCAGAACGUUCACUGUUCUCUUGGAGUCCUACAAUUCGAUUAACAUUUCCUAUGUAUUCCACUCAACGGCGCGAACUUUUUACCGAAGAGGGUAUUUUCAAAACAUUUGUUUGCCAUCAGAAACCUUUUACUGUAAAAGGCGAAUUAUUCAAAAAGGGGGUUAAAAUAAAUCUUCCAUUAGCAAAAGUUAAUUUUGAUAAGGGUAAUGUAUAUCUUUAA
Messenger RNA from Acanthocheilonema viteae, 408 nucleotides. The record is from the annotation of a GenBank genome assembly. Lineage: Eukaryota; Metazoa; Nematoda; Chromadorea; Rhabditida; Onchocercidae.